This is a messenger RNA of Actinia tenebrosa (Australian red waratah sea anemone), 1403 nucleotides long. RefSeq lists its product as uncharacterized. NCBI's taxonomy places the organism in Eukaryota, Metazoa, Cnidaria, Anthozoa, Actiniaria, Actiniidae. Gene Ontology annotation, cellular component: membrane. The record is from RefSeq and is a predicted model, not a curated record.
GAGAACUCUAGUCUUCAUCGACUAUAAGCUUUAAUAAUUGUAUGUGCAGUUAACGACCGAAAAAGUCUGCUACAUUGGUAACACUGUACUGAAUGAGAUAUCAGACUAAGCAUUGAUCGUCAUGGGAACAUGAAACGAAUCUUCGGUUAUACUAAAAAUGGUUUGGAUCUGAACAUCUUUGACAGGUCUGGAUGAUAAGCCAGCAACCAUGACUCGGGUCGAUUUCUCAAGAUGAAUAAACAAGUGUUGACGUUGUGUUCUUGACCAUGGAUAAUGUGUCAGACACCAAACGACCAUUCACUCCUGAAUUCCUCAGACUACUGAGAAACAAUAUAAACAAGGAUUAUCUGAAGUCGUAUAAGGGGUUUCUAAGAAUGGCACAACUUGUUACCUUGGUGACGGCUUUUUCUGCGCUUGCGCACUACAAGAUAAUCGUAUCCUCUACAAAUCUAAUGUAUUAUAUAUUCAUGACGGCUACUACUAUUAUCUGUCUGGCAAACUUGGUUCUUUUCUGCGUGUCUUUCUUUUCGCUGGACAAAAAGAAACUACCAAUUACUUCAAAAAAAUUUAUAAUCAUAUAUUCUGCAUUUUCUGGUCAUCUGCUGUUGGUAUUGUCGUCUUUAUUGGCUGUUGAGGCAGCACAAGUCAAGAGUAAUACAACUGUUCAAUCCAUCACUCAAAAGUGCAUUAAAUGCAGCAAGAUUAACAUUGCCGCGGUGUUUGGCUUUCUUUCGUGGAUUCUUUUUACAGUGGAACUGAUUCAAAAUCUGAUGCAAUGUAGAUGUGGAAAAACAAAAGUUUCUCAUGUUGACGUUCAGGAAUUUGAGACUGCUGAACAUAUAUAACACUCAUUCACUUGUAAAUAAUGCAAGUUUUUUGAUAGUCUUUUGUAUAAAUGGUACAAAAAAAGAUAUCCCAUUAAGCAAGCAGCUGGACUUGUUCGGCUGCUGAUAGAAUAAUGAAAUAAGAGAGGAACCUACAAGCUACUAAAGGAUGUCGACAGGAUACCGACAGGAUACCGACAAGAUACCGACAGGAUACCAACAAGAUACGAAGAAGCUGUGAAUGUAAUACGACAAGAUAUGAAAGAUAAAAAUGAAGUAGAGGCUGGUUUGCAGUCACUGUGCAAGACACGGAACAAAACCACGGUCAACACGAGCCUGCGUUUCUCUUGGUCAGCACGCACAACAAAGAAACGCACUGCGCAUGAUUCGAGAAACAGUAGAACUAUCCAGAAGUAUCCAGAACUAAAACAUUUGUAAAUAUGGAAAUAUUAAUGUCCAUACUGCAAGAGAGUAUAGUAUGAAAUAAUUGUUUUUGCAAUUCAUCUCUGCUUUGAUGCGAGAGUCCCGUGUCCCCCCAAAGAAAUGAUUAAAAGAGCAGUUUUCGUAUGACCGUAAAAA